Manis javanica (Malayan pangolin) is the source of this 696-nucleotide messenger RNA. NCBI's taxonomy places the organism in Eukaryota, Metazoa, Chordata, Mammalia, Pholidota, Manidae. The record is from RefSeq and is a predicted model, not a curated record.
AGCCCCCAUCCUCCCCACCUCCCUUCAUGCCUUCCUGGGAGGGUUGGGGAUUAGGGGUUGUUGGUAUGGGGGCGUUAACCUAGGCCUCUCCACUCUGCAGACAUGUCCUUCCGUAAAGUGGUUCGGCAGAGCAAAUUCCGGCAUGUGUUCGGGCAGCCAGUCAAGAAUGACCAGUGCUAUGAGGACAUCCGAGUGUCUCGCGUCACCUGGGACAGCACCUUCUGCGCAGUCAACCCCAAGUUCCUGGCAGUGAUUGUGGAGGCCAGUGGUGGGGGCGCCUUCCUCGUGCUCCCCCUAAGCAAGACGGGCCGUAUUGACAAGGGCUACCCGACAGUGUGUGGACACACGGGACCUGUCCUGGACAUUGACUGGUGUCCCCACAACGAUGAGGUCAUCGCCAGUGGCUCAGAGGACUGCACAGUCAUGGUAUGGCAGAUCCCAGAGAAUGGACUGGCCUCCCCACUGACAGAGCCAGUGGUGGUGCUGGAGGGGCACACUAAGCGAGUGGGCAUUGUCACCUGGCACCCGACAGCCCGCAAUGUGCUGCUCAGUGCAGGCUGUGAUAAUGUGGUGCUCAUCUGGAAUGUGGGCACAGCAGAGGAGCUGUACCGCCUAGACAGCCUGCACCCCGACCUCAUCUACAAUGUCAGCUGGAACUACAACGGCAGCCUCUUCUGCUCUGCAUGCAAAGACAAG